AUGGGAUCUUUUUUAGCUUGGGAGCGGAUUUAUUUAUUAAAAGAUGCUAUAUAUGCAGCAUUAGAUAUUUUAUCCAAAAACAGAAAAAAUAAUCUUCAAAUUAGAAAAGAUUAUAAUCGUCUUAAUAAAAUACUUCUUGAAGAAGAUGAGUGGGAUUUUAUGCUGGAAAUGAUUAACAUAUUAGGACCAUUUUACAAAUCAACACUAAUAUUGGGAGCUAGCAAUUAUGUAACAAUUAGUUUGAUGUAUCCUGUGGUUGAAGCUUUAAAAGAAAAAUUCAAAGUAGAGACAAAUUACGAUGAAUAUUGUGAUGAACCAAUUCUUGAAUCAUCAGAAACUGUUGAAGAAGACAAUGAUGAUGAUAAUAACAGUAAUGGUAAUAGCAGUAAAGAUAAAUCAAAAAAGAAAAAAAUCAAUAUCAAUAAACCACAAGACAUGUAUAGGUUAGCAGAUCAAGUUAGAUACAACCUACAUAAAUAUUUAAAUUUUUAUUGGCCUAAUCUACCUGUAGAAGAAUUAGUUGCAUGUGUUUUAGACCCAAGGGUCAAGAAGCUAAAUUUUAUAACAAGUCAAAAAAGAGAAGAGGUUUUUGAUAUAUUAAAGAAAAUAUAUUUAGAAAUGUGUCCUGAACAAUCACCUACUGCAGAUACUAAUCAAUCCACCACAGAUUCUAGAAUAAAGUCUAAAAAAGUUUAUCAACCUUCUUUAAUGAAAACUAUUUAUGGUAAAACAAAAGAAAAAAAUUUAAAUGAAGUAUCCGAAUAUCAAAACUGGUUAACAGAUCAAAGAUUUGGAUAUCAAAGUUAUUUGAAAAUUGAUAAAGAAAAAAAAGUAAAUGCUCUAAAUAUUCAAAAUUCAUCGAAUAAGGAUGAUGGUGUGACAGUUAAUAUACCAGCAGUAAAAGACACUGGUGGUAAAGUUUUAAAUGCCAUGGCUACAGCAACACCACAAAUUACCGGAGAGUCUGUUCAAACGACAUUAGAGGUAUUAGAUAAAGUUGGUGUAAAAGACAACAUCGAAGAAGCAAUUCGGAAUAUUGAUAAAGAUACUCCGGAACAAAGAGAAGAAGAGAAAAGAAUUACCAGGCGCAUUUAUAGAGACUUAGUAGUAGUUUUGGCAACUUCCUUUAUAAUGUAUUUAUUGGAUCAUUCGUUUUCACCGAAUGGGAUUUCAGAAAUAUUUCACCCGUUGUCACCUGCAGGAUUACAAGGCCCAAUUUAUUAUAAUGGAAUAUUAAAAGUGUUCAAUGUAUUAAGGCCAAAAGUUGAAUCUUAUGAUUCAUCAGUCAAAAAAUUGGACGCUCAAUUUUCUCAAAUUUUGGGCACCAUUUCACAAAUCCUGAUCAUUAUCGCAGCUUCACUUUCCGCCAGUAGUAAUAUAACAUCUCUUAAUGGAACCUCCGACAGUGGUACUGUUACUUCCUUUCCAACUAGACUUGGAGGUUUUGUACAAAUUGAGAAUAAUCAAGUUGAAGAAGAAUCAAUAGCAGUAAAACAUGCCGCCGGAUUUGCUAAAACCACUUUACUGGUAGCAGUUUUAGCUAUAAUUAUGACAUCUAUAAUGAAUGUUAUUAGUUGGGUGAUAGGUAUCUUAGAACUCGGAAAGAAAAAUACCUUAACUAGUCCCAAUGUUCAAACUCUUAUCGACAAUACAAUUUCAGGCAUUUAUUGA
Molecule: messenger RNA, 1671 nt
Organism: Entrophospora sp. SA101
Lineage: Eukaryota; Fungi; Glomeromycota; Glomeromycetes; Entrophosporales; Entrophosporaceae
Source: the annotation of a GenBank genome assembly